Molecule: messenger RNA, 819 nt
Organism: Beauveria bassiana ARSEF 2860
Lineage: Eukaryota; Fungi; Ascomycota; Sordariomycetes; Hypocreales; Cordycipitaceae
Product: IBR domain-containing protein
Exons: 1
Coding region: 1-819 (272 amino acids)
Source: RefSeq, a predicted model, not a curated record
AUGGCCGGGGCUAUUGAUCCUUCUGAGCGUCUGGCUCUGCAGCUGAUGCAGGAUGACCUCGAGGAGUUCAAGCCUUUGCAAAAGGGAAAAGGUCGAGCCGAUGAGCCGGACGACUUUGCUUUGGCCCUGCAGAUGCAAAGCUUGUAUUUGACUAACCACAUUCAAUCUUUAACUGACAGAGAAUACUGUCUCCGGAUUCAGCCCCAGCGCAACACCGAGCCACUUCCUGCACCUGUCCCAGAACAACCUCUUCCUUCCACAGCAGUCGUCGCUGGCCCGUCUCGACAAGGUCGCACUUCUGCCCAAGCUAACCCGGUCAUUUCUGGCUCAGUCAGGCAACCGAACGCUUCAAACUCAGCUGGUACGAUUUGCAAAACGCCCGUAUCGGCUGUGGUAAGAUCCCUUGCCAGUGCAUCACUGGUUGAUGAUGAAGCAUCAGGAUCUACAGUUACGAAUGACUCAACACCUGUUGACGAGGAUCAGGAUCUGAUUUGUGUGGCCUGUGAUGGAGCUUAUGGCGACAACCUCGCUGUUUCAGUAUCUUGCGGUCAUGUCUACUGCCGGGAUUGUCUAGCCUGCCUUUUUAAGGCUUCUACAACUGAUGGGUCCCUCUUCCCUCCCAGAUGCUGCAAAGAGACCAUUUCGCUGGACGAUGUAGAAAAGUGGCUCCCCAAGGAGUUGCUUAUCGAAUUUGAAGAUAAAGAAGACGAGUUUACUUCUGCCGACCGAACCUACUGCUCCAACGUUAAUUGCUCGAAAUUCAUUUCACCAUACCACAUUCAUGACGGCCUCGGCUACUGUGAAGCUUGUGAUGUGUGA